Fulvia fulva is the source of this 462-nucleotide messenger RNA. RefSeq lists its product as uncharacterized. The coding region runs from base 1 to 462 and encodes 153 amino acids. NCBI's taxonomy places the organism in Eukaryota, Fungi, Ascomycota, Dothideomycetes, Mycosphaerellales, Mycosphaerellaceae. The transcript has a single exon. The record is from RefSeq and is a predicted model, not a curated record.
AUGUCACACAUGGCUAAGAUCCACAUCCACCACCAUUUUGACGGCAAGAUACUGCCGACGGUCCCAGACCUCAGGCAUAGUCGCGUGCUGAGACACGCACCUGAGAUUUGCGGUCUCGAUCAUCCGGCUCAAUUGAAGUUCAUACAGGCAAAGCUGCAGGAGACACCAGGUGGGUUGUUCGUAGGCUCGAGAGUCUACAUCAGCGGCGCGCCUGUGCGUCCACACGCUGGCCUGCCUUUGACGAGACAGGUUGGUGACGAUUUUGGCGGUAAAAUGAGAGAGUACCAGAUGGGACGGCUCGCGCGGGUACUGGGCAUACCUCUGAUCCCGACCGAGGCCCCAUACACAUACUAUGCUCGAUCUGAGUGGGUGGCGGAGAAGAUGCUGCGCGUCAUUGGUCUGGGAGAGCGCAUGGACCUCAUUGCGAAGGCGGCUGUCUUGGAGAACAUCUUCAUCUUCUGA